Molecule: messenger RNA, 2643 nt
Organism: Sesamum indicum (sesame)
Lineage: Eukaryota; Viridiplantae; Streptophyta; Magnoliopsida; Lamiales; Pedaliaceae
Product: solute carrier family 40 member 3, chloroplastic
Biological process (GO): iron ion transmembrane transport
Cellular component (GO): membrane
Molecular function (GO): iron ion transmembrane transporter activity
Source: RefSeq, a predicted model, not a curated record
ACUGUGUACGAAGGGAAAAAGCGCACGCAACGCAAUUGUACUCCGGGAACGAUCUGCACCGCACACGUAACAGUGAUUUGUGGCCGUACACGAUUCAGAUGUGAUUUUCCCUCUCGCAGUGUCCGCUCUCCGCUCUACUGCUGGGAUAAACCCCCAAACAAAAAUCUUUUGCAUUUGGAAAGAACUGGCCAUCAAUAUAUAUUCUCAUUCCCAACAACCAUUGCUGCAUUUUCUAAGUAUCAAUUCCAGUAGCUUGCGAUUUUCUGCUGUUGAUUGUGCACCGGAAGUAAUCGAAAGUGGCUGGAAGUGCGAUAUUUCGGGUGGCGUUGUAAUAUUUCUUGAACUUGAUCGAUCAGCUGCAUGAGUAGUAAUCGAGGAGGAGGAGGAGUGUUAGUAGUAGGAUUAGGGAUUGAAGGGAAGUUGAAUUUGGAGUUGGGGAAAAGUGGGAGUUGGAGUUGGAGUUGGGGAGAGGAGGAGGGAGAGCGAUGGCCAGUAGUGUGGUUGUCGUUGCUCAUGGUCAGCCUUCGGCUGGUUUGUUUAGGUUUGGCCGGCUUCAGUCUCAUGCUGCGUCGUCGUCGUCUUGUCUUAGACUACGCCCUCGACGAUGGUUGAGUCCCCAUUUUGCCUCUCCUAGGCUUGCAGCUUUUAGGUUAAGGUGUUCAUUGACUAACACAGAUACCUACAAUUCUGUUGCAACUGAUGACGUGCAUGAGGAUACCACACCUCUUGAUUCAAAUUGUUCAGUUCCAGUUGUUCAUCUCAAGUCUGAUUCCCUGGAGACAGAAGGACUUAAUUUACUUGUUUGCAACACUUAUGCAGACACUGUCUUGACAACACUGCCUGUGUUAUCGGAGGAGGAGCAGAAUGCACUUGCUGCCACUCCUGCUCAUCCAGCUGGACUUUAUGCUUUAUAUGCUAGCUGUUUGGCUGGGAAUUUGGUUGAACAGCUAUGGAAUUUCGCUUGGCCUGCUGCCAUUGCAUUGAAUCACCCAAGUCUUCUCCCUGUGGCUGUGAUAGGUUUUUUUGCCAAGCUUGCAGUAAUUGUUGGAGGCCCUUUGGUAGGGAAACUAAUGGACCAUUUUCCAAGAGUACCUGCAUAUAACUGUUUGACUCUUGUCCAGGUAGCUGCUCAGUUGUUAUCUGUUGGAAUGAUAAUUCAUGCCCAUACCAUCCACCCUACUUCUGUGUCUUGUGUACUUGUCCAACCUUGGUUUCUUGUACUUGUAAUAGCUCUGGCUGUUGAAAGGCUCUCUGGACUUGCUCUGGGAGUUGCAAUGGAGCGUGAUUGGGUUGUUUUGUUGGCAGGAACAAAUAGACCAGUUGCGCUUGCUCAAGCAAAUGCAAUACUUAGUCGAAUUGAUCUUCUCUCUGAGAUUGUUGGAGCAUCGUUAUUUGGCAUUUUCUUAUCUAGAUAUGAACCAGCGACGUGCUUAAAGCUGGCUGCUAGCUUGAUGAUAUGUUCACUGCCUGUUGUGGUUGUUCUCACAUCUUUAACCAACUGGCUUUCUGCUGGAGUCCUGGACCAUGCCAAAUGUCCACAAACUGGCUGCGGAUGUUCCUCUGCAGGAUUGAUCUCAGAUAGUGAAAAUAUUUUGGGUUCAAGUGUAGAAGCUAUCAAGCAUGGAUGGUUUGAAUACAUUCAGCAACCAGUUCUACCGGCGAGCCUUGCUUAUGUGUUACUCUACUUCAAUGUUGUUCUCGCUCCUGGUGGUUUGAUGACUGCUUUCUUGACUCAGCAUGGUCUAAAUCCUUCAAUUAUUGGAGGCUUCAGUGGAUUAUGUGCUUUUAUGGGCGUUGCUGCAACAUUUGUUUCCGCAAAAAUGGUUGAGCGGCUAGGCAUACUAAAGGCUGGAGCAGCUGGCCUGAUCUUUCAGGCUGCACUUCUAACCAUUGCAGUUGCUGUGUAUUGGUUUGGUUUUCUUUCUCAGAAGAUUCCACUUGUAUUCUUCUUGUGCUUAAUUGUUUUGUCUAGAUUGGGUCACAUGUCAUAUGAUGUUGUAGGGGCACAGAUUUUACAAACUGGGAUCCCUGCAUCUAAAGCUAAUCUUAUUGGGACAACAGAGGUCUCAUUUGCCAGUUUGGCAGAGUCAGUAAUGCUAGGGGUUGCAAUAAUUGCAAAUGAUGUAUCGCAUUUUGGUUUUCUGGCAAUGCUGUCGCUUCUGUCGGUAGUCGGGGCAGCUUGUUUAUACUGUAGUUGGUUGAAGAACCCAACUGAUAUUCAGAGAAGUCUCUUUUCUUUUGAGCCACAUUUUCCAUCUGCAAAAGGGCUAAUGUAGGAAAUUGACUGAAACAAGAAUUCAUACUUCGGGGGCUUUGACCUCAAAGAAGCCCAAGUAUUGAAGGUAGAUACACCAAACGGUUGAUUCUGAAAGACUGCAGCCUCAUUAGAGAUGCCAAACUGGCAGAGUGCUCUUGAAUUAAUCCUCAGUCAAUCAACUCGGGAAUAGUACUGAUGGAGCACGCUAACGAUAUUUUUCAGAUGCAGCAUUAAAGAUCACUACCAUCUGAUGCAGUGGCUGUGGACCACUUCUUUGCUGUCAAACAAUAGUUGUAGUAAUCUUUUUCCCCUUCUCCUUCUGUACAUGAUAUAACCUUUGCUGCUACUGCUGCUGCUUUCAUAAUGUUUACCUGUAGGAUUUGAAA